CUCACACCAAAUGAAAUGCAAUUCUUUUACGAGGAGCAGUUGCACCGGAUGGAGUGUAUAACCCAAGAACCAGUGCAAUUUGAGGACAUAUUAUUCCAGAUUAUUGACAUGAUUGGACCAGAGAAUGGGGGUUACAUCACUCUUCGUGACUUGAAAGGCUGCAAACUAUCCGGAAACGUAUUCAACAUUCUUUUCAACCUCAACAAGUUUAUUGCUUUUGAAAGUCGAGACCCUUUCCUUAUUCGUCAGGAGCGUGAAAAUCCAACAAUGACAGAGUGGGAUCGGUUUUCUCAUAGAGAAUACAUUAGGCUUUCAAUGGAAGAAGAUGUUGAGGAUUCAUCAAAUGGAAGUGGUGAUAUCUGGGAUGAAUCAUUUGAGGCUCCCUUUUGAAAUUAGUUUGAGGUAUAGAGGACGGUUGUCCAUUACCU
Molecule: messenger RNA, 428 nt
Organism: Hibiscus syriacus
Lineage: Eukaryota; Viridiplantae; Streptophyta; Magnoliopsida; Malvales; Malvaceae
Product: probable serine/threonine protein phosphatase 2A regulatory subunit B''gamma
Exons: 4
Coding region: 16-390 (124 amino acids)
Biological process (GO): protein dephosphorylation
Cellular component (GO): protein phosphatase type 2A complex
Molecular function (GO): protein phosphatase regulator activity
Source: RefSeq, a predicted model, not a curated record